Molecule: messenger RNA, 1537 nt
Organism: Sander lucioperca (pikeperch)
Lineage: Eukaryota; Metazoa; Chordata; Actinopteri; Perciformes; Percidae
Gene: arl9
Product: ADP-ribosylation factor-like 9
Exons: 4
Coding region: 192-983 (263 amino acids)
Molecular function (GO): GTP binding; GTPase activity
Source: RefSeq, a predicted model, not a curated record
ACUUCAUUCCGGAAACAUCGUUUUGAGGAGUUCCUCCUCCUCAGCUUCCUGUCUGUUAAUCCACUUGUUGAGUCGAGGAGGAGGACAUCGAGGUGGAUACAAAGUGUAAGCUUCGCUAAAAGUGCAACAAUGGCGUACACGGACGGAUAAACAGCGACAGAUUGGAAAGCAAAAGCCGGCGGUUGAGCACCAUGAUCGGUUUGAAGGAAGCCGGUGUCCUCGGCACCUCCGUCGUUGUAGCGGGGGGAGUCGCUUAUCUUCUAUGGACCUACGCGUCCUCCUCCUCCGGGGAGGAGAAGCCUGAAACUCGGCCGGAGAAAGACGGUAAAAGUGCUCGAGAGGAAGAAGAGGGAAAGGCACAGAAGAGAAGAGAGGAAGCUGCGGCUGAACAAACUGUUGUGGCCGCCGCCGCUGCUGCUGUUGCUGCUGCUCAAACUCAGAAAGCAUCGAUGUCCAAGUCUGUGGAGUCAGCAGGGACGCAGGUGCUGGUUCUGGGUCUGGAUGGAGCGGGUAAAACCAGCCUGCUGCACUGUUUGGCCACCGGGUGCCUGGAGCAGGACAUGGAGCCGACGCAGGGCUUCAACGCAGUCUCCAUCAGCAGAGAGGAUCUGCACAUUGAAUUCCUAGAAAUUGGAGGUAAAGAGGAGCUCCGGCCGUACUGGCAGAAGUACAUGUCCAAGGCCCUCCUGCUGGUGUUCGUGGUCGACUCCUCCAACCCACAGCUUUUCCCCGUUGCUAAGAAGCAUUUACAUGAGCUGCUGGCCUCUGACCCCCGCCUGCCUUUAAUGAUACUGGCCCACAAACAGGACCUUCCAGGAUCCUGCAGCAUCACCGACCUCCACGACGCUCUGUCUCUGUCCGAGGUCGGAGACCGCAAGUUGUACCUCAUCGGCACCUACGUGAAGAAGGGCGACGCGGAGCUUGCCUAUGGCGUCCAGGACGCUCGCGACCUGAUCAUCCAGAUGGUUUGUGACGGCAGAUAAACACACUCCGUUGGCGGUUGUCAUUUACUCCUGUGUGUUUUUGAUACAAAUCAAAUAGGUUCUCUGCACCUUUUUCACAUCAGUGUUUUCGCUACACCAGGUCGGCUGAAAGUCUUUAAUUUAUUUAUGAGAAAAUAAAAAUAAAUGUAUUUGUUGUCUUUGUAUGGUAUAGUUGGGGUUAUAAAACUCCUGGAUUCUGGAUAUGAAAGUGUAAAAUUUCACUGACUUGGAAAAGCACUUUCCUUGUUUGACAAUGACAGUUUUUUUUCCAGACCUACGGUAUCUUUAUUUUCGCUCGGUGCCUACAGGACACUCCUAACAACAUGUGUGUUCAAAUGUUCUCUCCACCAAAGAUUUAUUUUAUUUUCAUCCAGGCUGGUGGUGAUGAGUUUCACCUGUAGAUCAUGCUACACGAGCAACUCUAGAAAGCAGUUAAUGCAGAUGGUACAGAAUCACAAUGGAUUUAUUUCAGGCCAUCUGUGUAGCUGCGGGUUGCAGCUUUAUCACCCACGAUGAGCCAACAGUCUGUUAACUAAUUUGUUAAGUAGGCAAAC